AUGAAUGGAUAUGAAUUGACAGAACAAGAUGUCAGACAAUUGAACGAAUAUUUUAUGAUUACAAAUGAUGUAGAUUCUUUAUAGAGGUAUCUUGAAGCUAUUCCAAAUUUAUUCUAGUUGUUUGAAUAACAGGGACUUCCUAUUCCUAAACACCACGGUUAAGGUGUUUAACUUGGAGAAGUUGGAAGUGAUAAAGUCAAAAAUAGGCCAAGUGGAUUCAAUAGUGAACCAAAAUCGGAUAGAAUAAAUGAUAGGCGUUCUUAUAAUGCCUUUGGCAAUCCUAACGGUUCUAUAAGAUGA
Messenger RNA from Stylonychia lemnae, 300 nucleotides. NCBI's taxonomy places the organism in Eukaryota, Ciliophora, Spirotrichea, Sporadotrichida, Oxytrichidae. The record is from the annotation of a GenBank genome assembly.